This is a messenger RNA of Mesoplodon densirostris (Blainville's beaked whale), 2166 nucleotides long. RefSeq names its product transmembrane and ubiquitin like domain containing 2 (gene TMUB2). NCBI's taxonomy places the organism in Eukaryota, Metazoa, Chordata, Mammalia, Artiodactyla, Ziphiidae. The record is from RefSeq and is a predicted model, not a curated record. The coding region runs from base 132 to 1082 and encodes 316 amino acids. The transcript is spliced from 4 exons. Gene Ontology annotation, molecular function: protein binding.
CUGGUUCUAACAGCUUCCGGUUGAAGCCGGAAGAGACCGGACCCUGGACAGAAUCAGGGCUAGCCAGCCCCUCCCCCGGCCCCUACAGAAAGUUGCAAUGUGCCAGGCACUGUGCUAAGUAUUUUGCUUCGAUGAUUUCCCGUCAUCUUCAAAACAACCUUAUGAGUGUGGACCCAGUCAGCAGCCAGGCCAUGGAGCUCUCUGAUGUCACCCUUAUUGAGGGUGUGGGUAAUGAGGUGACUGUGGUAGCAGGUGUGGCGGUGCUGAUUCUAGCCUUGGUCCUAGCUUGGCUCUCUACCUACGUAGCCGACAGCGGUAGCAGCCAGCUCCUGGGCACUAUUGUGUCAGCUGGCGAUACAUCCGUCCUCCACCUGGGGCAUGUGGACCAUCUGGUGGCGGGCCAAGGCACCCCAGAGCCAACCGAACUCCCGCAUCCAUCAGAGGGUAAUGAUGAGAAGGCUGAAGAGGCUGGCGAAGGUGGGGGAGACUCCACAGGGGAACCCGGAGCUGGGGGUGGUAUUGAGCCCAGCCUUGAGCAUCUGCUUGACAUCCAAGGCCUGCCCAAAAGACAAGCGGGCCCGGGGAGCAGCGGUCCAGAGGUGCCCCAGACAUCUGAGGAUAGCACCUGCCUCAUCAAUGUGCGGCUCAAAUUCCUCAAUGACACCGAGGAGCUGGCUGUGGCCAGGCCAGAGGAUACUGUGGGUGCUCUGAAGAGUAAAUACUUCCCUGGACAAGAAAGCCAGAUGAAACUGAUCUACCAGGGCCGCCUGCUCCAGGACCCAGGCCGCACACUGCGUUCCCUGAACAUUACCGACAACUGUGUGAUUCACUGUCACCACUCACCCCCUGGGUCAGCUGUUCCAGGCCCCUCGGCCUCCCUGGCCCCCUCUUCAGCCACUGAGCCGCCCAGCCUCGGCGUCCGUGUGGGCAGCCUCAUGGUGCCUGUGUUGGUGGUGCUGUUGGGCGUGGUCUGGUACUUCCGUAUCAAUUACCGCCAGUUCUUCACAGCACCUGCCACUGUCUCCCUAGUGGGGGUCACUGUCUUCUUCAGCUUCCUAGUAUUUGGGAUGUAUGGACGAUAAGGACCAUAGGGAGAAAAUGCAAGGCGUGGUCUUCCUCCUUUAUGGCCUCCCCCCUUUCCUGGCCAGAGCUGGGCCCAAGGGCCUGGGAGGGAAGGGUGGAAAGGAUGUGGUGGGUCCCCCUCCAGAGGACCCAGGAGGCAGGCACGGGGCCUCCCCUUCACGUCCACGAGGGUACGGACAUCCCCUCUGUGCAAGCACAACUCAGGUAGAAAUGAGAAGGUCAUCUUCCUUCACUUUUAAGGUCCUGAAGUUCAGAGCUGAGCUGGCGUUCCAGCUCAACGGGGAGCCUGGGCUCUGAGGAUUCCCUCCCAGCUGUGGCCCUAGCUCUUUGCAUUACCCUGCAUGUCUGCUCCUCAGCCCCCAGGGCUGCCUGUCAGGGCAGCUCAGCAUGGCCCCAGCAUACAUCUAUAGGGAGCCUGGAGUACCUUUCGGUUCCCUAGUGGAAUAUCCAUCUUUUGAGACUGAAAUCACGUGGGCAGGAGUGACGUUUGUGUCGGCCUUCCCUGUAGGCACCUGGCCACCUCUACCUUCUCCCUCCACCCCGUAGCAGGAAUAGGGUGUUCUCUGUGUUCUGGAUGGUUUCCAGUGUUCUUUUUUUCAAAGCACUUUGCUUAUAUUCUUUAAAAAAGAAAAAAAAAAAGAGUCCCUUAUAGAGCUCAGUCAGGAAGGGGAUUGGGGCACAAAGCCAAGCCCCCAGCAUUGGGAGAGGCCGGGCCACAGCUGCUGCUACCCUAGGCCUAAGGCUGUAAGCAACAGGCAGCCCUGGCCCUCAGCCAGCGUCCUACUCUGCCCAGCUCCAAGGACGAGCGCUGGGCCCCAGGCCCUUGCCUCUGGGGCUCUUGGAUGGAGGGCCAGGAUCUGUGACUGAAUAAAGUUCCAUUUUGUGGCCGUGGCGUCUCCUGUGACAUUAAGAGAAUGCCGCAGCUCUGCCCCCAGCAACAUGGGAAUGAGGGUGGGGAGGCCGGGCUACCAACGGGAGAUGCAGUUUAUUUACACCAGCAGCCAUGGGGGCAGGGGGAAUACACAGCGUUUACAAAGUUAGCUACCUGUACAGGAUGGAUUACAUAUGCAAAAAUAAAAAUCU